Messenger RNA from Gymnogyps californianus (California condor), 2990 nucleotides. Its product is annotated as platelet glycoprotein Ib alpha chain-like. The record is from RefSeq and is a predicted model, not a curated record. Gene Ontology annotation, molecular function: protein binding. The transcript has 2 exons. NCBI's taxonomy places the organism in Eukaryota, Metazoa, Chordata, Aves, Accipitriformes, Cathartidae. Bases 137 to 2323 code for a protein of 728 amino acids.
GGUGCUCAGGAAGCCGCAGCUCCCCUCCCACAGCUGUGUGUGCUGAUAGAGGGCCUGGGCAGCCCCGCCGCUGGCGCUGCCACCAGAGCAGCACCCGGUCCUCGGGCAGGAGGGAGGCAAAGCAGCAGGAGAGCAAAUGCUGGAGGCUCCACGGGCCAUGCGGGUCCCUGCCCUGCUCCUGCUCAUCCUCCCGGCCCCGCUGCCCCCAGCCGGCACUACCGACCCAGGCCAGCCCUGCCCGUCGGAGAUGAACAAGGUCAAGGACCUCCUGGAGGUGAACUGCACGGGGCAGGCUCUCAGCGCGGUGCCCCCAGACCUGCCUGUGGACACAGGCAUCCUGCUGCUCAACGCCAACCGCCUGGCAUCCCUCUCCACCGCCACCUUCCUGCCCCUCCCCCAGCUGCAGGACCUCGACCUGUCCAACAACGGGCUGGCGGCUCUGCACACUGGGCCCCUGCUGCUGUCCCUGAAGGAGCUGAUCCUCUCCCACAACGCGCUGGGGGCCCUGCCCGCCCUGCAGGGCCUGCCCGAGCUCACCCGCCUGGCCGUGGCCAACAACAGCCUGGCGACACUGGCCCCGGGGGCUUUCCGCACCGUGCCACGGCUGCAGGACCUGGACCUGCGAGGGAACCGGCUGCGGACACUGCCCCAGGAGGCCUUUGCGGGGCUGACGGCACUCAAGGACUUGGACCUCUCAGACAACCUCCUGGAGGAGCUCCCCAAGGAGCUGCUGCAGGAUCUGCAAAAGCUGGAGACCCUCUGGCUCUCAGGGAACCGCCUGCGGACCCUGCCCACUGACUUCUUCCCCGAGGGGCACCUCUUCAUGUAUGUCUUCCUCACUGAGAACCCCUGGCACUGCGACUGCGACCUGCGCUACCUGCGGGCCUGGAUCCGGCAGAACGAUGACAGUGUCUAUCAGCCCGAGCGGGGCCUGGAGAAGACAAAGGUGGAGGUCGCCCCUGAGAAGGUGGUGUGCCACAGCCCCGCUGAGCAUCGGCAGAAGCCCAUCAUCCACUUCAAGCCCAACUGCGGCAACAUGGGGGAUGCGGAUGAGGAGGAAGAGUACGAAUACAACGAUGGGGAAGAAACGAUGGAGAAAGCUACCAUGAUCACCUUCUUCCCCCCACAUCCAUCCCUCCCGGAAGAGCACACCACCAUGCCCCUUGCUGUUACCUGGCCUCCCCUCACUACCACAAGACCUCCCCUCAGCACCCCCUGUAGCUCCACCCUUGCCCCAAGCACUUCGCUUGCGAUGCCUGCAAGCACCACAGGUCCCAGCACCACCACUCCUGCGCCAGCCAGUCCCACCAUCACACCCACACAGACCCCCAGCACUGCCGCCAUUCUCAUUGCUGCUCCCGCCAGCACCCCGCAGAGACCCACCACCCUUGUCUCUACCACCUCACUGCCAACCAAUAUGAGCACCAGACCUCCCAGCACCAGCAGCCGUCCUCAAACCACCCUUGCCGCCGGCACUACCAACACCUAUGCCGCUCUCAUGGUGUCCACUGGCACGUUUUACACCACCUCCGCAGCAGUGACUUCUACUGCCACGCUAGAGGCCUCUUCCAUUGUCAGAUCUUCACCUCCUCCUCUGACGUCGACCACGCCGGCGGUCUCCACCACCAUGCUUUCCACUCAUGCCCUAACACAGCCAGCUUCCCUGAACACCACACGCUUCACCCAGCCUGCACCUUCCCUUCCACCUGCACCUCUCCCCCUCUGCCCAUGCUCCACCUCAGGACUGGUCGUACCUGUGCUGCACUCACGGGCAGGUGGGGAGGGUCCGCAGCGGGGGCAGUGGGUGCUGAGGCACUGCUGCCUGUUGCACUGGGUGCUCUACCUGGCCUCCUUGGCUCUGCUGGUCCUGACCGUGCUGGCUCUAGCAGGCUGGCUGGUGUGGAUGUGUCUGGUGGGACGGCCCUCCUGGCACGAGUCCCUGCAGACCCAAGAGGUGCAGUAUCCGCUGCUGAGGUGGAGGGAGUCGACAGGAAGCCCUGCGAUGCAUCUCAGCAGCUUCAAAAGCCCCCGCCAGCGCCCCACGUUCUGUACCAUCAAGGAAGUAGAGUUGUGCCCUGAGGUCACUUACUGCACGAUUAAAGAUGUGGGGAUACAGCGCAGUCCUCCUGCAAGUUCCUCCUUCUGCACCACAAAGGAGCUGUGGGUCCACCAUCGUCCCCUGAAUGCUUCAUUCAAGUCUUUCUCCAGGAAGCUGAUGGUCACAAACCUCGGGUCCCUGAGGACCCCUUCUGCUUACAGCCUGGACAGGGGUGUCAAGGCCAUCGGUGACGUCAGGGUGAAAUAUGCUGGCAACACCUUGUAAAUGCUUCUGUACGUUCAGAGAAAGAGGCGGAGGGUUGUGGCUCUGCUUCACAUACCCUUCUUUUACAAGGGAAAGAUCUGCUUGCCCAGGGGGAAGCCAUCCAGCUCCUUCCUCUAGUAUUACUCUCACACACCCUGAGGUUUCUAGAUCUGAAAUAAUUACUUGGGUACUUGGCAGGGGGAGAAGAUGUCCUAAACUGGUCAGUGAUAGUUUGGGGCUGCCACUGCCUGGUUUUGGGGUGAGUGUGGGAAAGCAGAGCUUCCUUUGUGCUCUAUGUCCCAACUGCUUCUGUUCGAAUGCUGCACAUAAAGAUGCGCUAUGCUUUCAACUCAGUGCCAGGUUGUUUUAAUCACAGAAUAAAUAUUCUCUUUGCCUGAAUUUCAAAUGGGUGCUAGUUCCAUUUCAUUGGACAUCCCAUAGUCCUGGCAGGGUACAGUGAAUGACAAAAUUGUCUUCAGUACUUGGAACAGUGAAGAUGAUAGAGAGGAAAAGUCCGCUUAUAGCCAGCUUCCUGACUUUUGCCCCAAAUGUGUGAUCCUUCCCUGGGGGGUUGAAUCACGUGGGAAAAGCAUCCCACUGCAUGUCCCACUGUCACGUAAUAAGUUCAGGAAAUGGUAGGUGACGAUGCCUCUGCAUGACCCAUCAUGGGAUGGCUGGAAAUGGGGGA